AGCAUCACAUCAUCCCAAAUGACACUCACACUUCUUUUAGGACUCAACAGAUACUAUUGAAAGAACUUUAGAGAACUGAAUGAUCCAGGUAUCAUAAGAAGAAAAGGAACCAAUUUAAAAUGAAUCUUCCAACAUUUUCACUUCUCGUUGUACUUCUUGCUACAGCAUCUACCAAACCAAUUGAGGAGAAAUGGGAUCAAGAUGCUGACAUCACUGAAAGUAACCAGAAACAAGGAAUACUGGAUGGAGACCACUUGUGGCUUUCUGAGUCAGCUCAGUCACAUGACUCAUUGGAAUACAGAGACGUCUCUGAAAGUGAGUCGUCUGAGGAGUCCUUUGAGCUGUCAUCUGAGGAGCCACUGCUCGAAUCUUCCGAGGAGUCAUCUGAAGAAUCGUCUGAGGAGAGACCUGACAAAUCUUCUGAAGGGUCCUCUGAUGAAUCGCGGGAGGAUUCCUCUGAUGAGUCUUCCGAAGAAUCAUCUGAGGAGGCUUCUGACGAGUCGUCUGAGGAAGUUACUGUCACACAUCCCACCAUGACAACCGCAGACGGCAGAAACACCCCAACGCCCAAACCUGCCACUACAAGCCCAAAUGAGCCAGGGACGACCACACCUGCUGGAGAUGUCACCGUAAGCCGUGGCGUCUCCACAGAGGCUCCCACCACUGAAAGAAGAGGCGACAACUGAAGACAGAGCCCACCAAACCUUAAUGAAUAACUAUCCUAAAAAUGUUAUGUUUGUGGACUGAAAGUUGAUUGGAAUCGUUGUAACAGGAGCCAUUUUUUGUUUCUAAGCAAACAUUUAUUGUGGCAGCCAGCCAAAUCUUUAUAAUAUAGUUGAUAUUGUAUUUAUUUGAACAUUUCAGGGUGGUUAAUAAAUAACUGUGCUAAUGUAUAAAAACAUUUUCGCAUGUACCAUUAGAUACAUACACAUCUAAUAUCCUAUUCAUGAUAUUAUGUUCAAAAAAAAAAAACAAUAUAUUGCAACAAAAAGAUGUCAGAAUGUUCAUUGUGUCACACACACAAUGUCACUUACGUAAUGCAUGUGAUGAACAAAUACAAAUGCACCCGACCGUCUCAGGUACACUUGCACAACAUAAUGAGAGCCAGUACAAGAGUUUUGACAUUGCAAAGACAAUGAUUGGAAAUGUAUGGUGGUGUUGGCUGGCGACCAGCUCACGAUGUACCCCGCCUCUUAACCAAAGUCAGCUGGGGUAGGCGCCAGCACGCCUGCGACCCUUGUGAGGAUAAGAGGGUUCAGAAAAUGGAUGGAUGGAUAUGGCGGUGAAAGGACGGGCGGAGUAACAGAAGGCAGUGUUGGAGAAAUUAUUAGAAGACUUACGCAUCUUUUAACCGCUAAUUUUGAUGACUCCUCAGGAGAAAAGACGGUGACCCAAAAGACACAACUAAAAUCCCCCAAGAAUGGUUUAGAGAAAAAUACUGGAUUUUGUUGAAGAGCCCUGAUAUGAGACCUAUUGAACAUCCAUGGACGGAACUGAAACAAGCAGUUUGGAGAAGACACCGUUUAACCAUAAAACAGCUUGAGCCGUUUGCUUUGACACAUACUUUUAGUAUUUACAGAGACUAACGUGCGUCAAUAAGCUGUAGCCCUACAGUACACUAUACCUCACAAGUGUGUUUAAUGACAGUGGAGGGUGUGUUGUAUUUGUAUUCUUUACUUCCCUUCUGUUGUUUCUACAUGGUGAGUUCUGCGACAUUGACUUGAUGUAAUAAAGUUAACUUUUACUGUUUUCUUUUUUUUUUGUUAUCUUGUGAUAUGCAUGAUUGUUACACAGAAAUCAAAAUACAAAAAAGGCACAAACAUAUCAAAUACUACACUUCAGCUAAGUUAGUAAUUAAUAGCUAUUUUCUUUUUGACGCGAUUUGUAUUGUACAGUACUCAAAUCGUGUAGCUUACUAAACAAAUCCUUAACCAUGAUUCGAACACAAGUAGAUAGAUACAGUGUUCCCUCCCUAUAUCGAGGUUCACCUUUUGCCGCUUCAG
Molecule: messenger RNA, 2003 nt
Organism: Phycodurus eques (leafy seadragon)
Lineage: Eukaryota; Metazoa; Chordata; Actinopteri; Syngnathiformes; Syngnathidae
Exons: 3
Coding region: 120-686 (188 amino acids)
Source: RefSeq, a predicted model, not a curated record